This is a messenger RNA of Mesoplodon densirostris (Blainville's beaked whale), 2889 nucleotides long. It is a transcript of the gene USP27X, whose product is annotated as ubiquitin specific peptidase 27 X-linked. Lineage: Eukaryota; Metazoa; Chordata; Mammalia; Artiodactyla; Ziphiidae. Gene Ontology annotation, molecular function: cysteine-type deubiquitinase activity; zinc ion binding. The record is from RefSeq and is a predicted model, not a curated record. The coding region runs from base 1 to 2718 and encodes 905 amino acids. The transcript has 4 exons. Gene Ontology annotation, biological process: protein deubiquitination.
AUGGGCGUGGGACAUGCCUCUUUGGGCCCGGUGGCCUUGGGAGCUCUACCCCCCUGCAUCUGGGGUCCAGGCCUGUCCCAGAAUGGAGCUAGGGCUUCAUCCUUAUGGGGCAGAGCAGAACCUGGGGUGGGCGGGGAGCCUGGGACAGGGAUGGGGACACGCUCAGUCUCAAAGAUGAUGGCCUAUCACAGCUUCUGCCAGCGCUCCUCAGGACCCGGCCUCUGGGGGGCCAUUGCCCAGCCCCAGGGGCGUUUCUGGACUUGGCUACCCUUCCGUCCCUGGCCCCGCAGGGCUGGGGGAGGAUACAUGGAUGAAGGGAAGGACGAGGAGAGGGGAGGAGACGAUGAAGGGGCAAGUUUGGGAAAUAUUGAAUUAAAGGAAACGGGGCCUGGCUGCAGAGCGGCCUCCGCUAGAGGGCUACGGCGGGAGGAUUCCCGGGGGCGUCGCCUGCUUCCGCCGCCGCCUCCUUCAGUGAAAGUCCCUUUUGGGUCCAGCUGCCACAGCCACCGCGCUCCCUCAGGCCGGGCGGGGGACACCCCAGAUCUGCGGGGAGGAGCCGCCGCCAGUGGAGGCGGAGGAGCAGAGGAGGCGGAGACGGCGGAGACGGCGGAGAAGGCGGAGAGGAAGGUGGAGGCGGAGGCGACGGUGGAGGGGAAGGUGGAGGCGGCCGGGAAGGUGGAGGCGGCCGGGAAGGUGGACGCCACCGGGAAGGUGGAGACGGCAGGGAAGGUGGACGCUGCCGGGAAGGUGGAGACGGCGGAGGGUCCGGGCCAACGAUUAGAGCUCAAGCUGGAGCCCGAACCCGAACCCGAGCCGGCACGGGAGGCGGAGCAGGGGCCGAAGGGGGAGCCGAAGCGGGAGCCAGAGGAUGAGAACCCGGCGAGGAGCGGCGGUGGCGGCGGCAGCGACGAGGUUCCUCUCCCCACCCUUCCCUCCGACCCCCCGCGGCCCCCCGAUCCCUCCCCGCGGCGCAGCCGUGCCCCCCGCCGCCGACCCCGGCCGCGGCCGCAGACCCGGCUCCGUACCCCGCCGCAGCCUAGGCCACGGCCCCCGCCCCGGCCCCGGCCCCGGCGCGGCCCUGGGGGUGGAUGCCUGGAUGUGGAUUUCGCUGUGGGUCCACCAGGCUGUUCCCACGUGAACAGCUUUAAGGUGGGAGAGAACUGGAGGCAGGAACUGCGGGUGAUCUACCAGUGCUUCGUCUGGUGUGGAACCCCAGAGACCAGGAAAAGCAAGGCAAAGUCGUGCAUCUGCCAUGUGUGUGGCACCCAUUUGAACAGACUUCACUCUUGCCUUUCCUGUGUCUUCUUUGGCUGCUUCACAGAGAAACACAUUCAUGAGCACGCCGAGACAAAACAACACAACUUAGCUGUAGACCUUUAUUACGGAGGUAUAUACUGCUUUAUGUGUAAGGAUUAUGUAUAUGACAAAGACAUUGAGCAAAUUGCCAAAGAAGAGCAAGGGGAAGCUUUGAAAUUACAAGCUUCCACCUCAACCGAGGUUUCUCACCAGCAGUGUUCAAUGCCAGGCCUCAGUGAGAAGUAUCCAACCUGGGAGACAACCAAACCCGAGUUAGAACUGCUGGGCCACAACCCAAGGAGAAGAAGAAUUACCUCUAGCUUUACCAUCGGUUUAAGAGGACUAAUCAAUCUUGGCAACACCUGCUUUAUGAACUGCAUCGUCCAGGCCCUUACCCACACUCCGAUCCUGAGAGAUUUCUUCCUCUCCGACAGGCACAGAUGUGAAAUGCCAAGUCCCGAGUUGUGUCUGGUCUGUGAGAUGUCUUCGCUUUUUCGGGAGCUGUAUUCUGGAAAUCCAUCUCCUCACGUUCCCUAUAAAUUACUGCACCUGGUGUGGAUACACGCACGGCAUUUAGCAGGGUACAGGCAACAGGAUGCCCAUGAGUUCCUCAUCGCAGCAUUAGAUGUCCUGCACAGGCACUGCAAAGGUGAUGAUGCCGGGAAGGCAGCCAACAAUCCCAACCACUGUAACUGCAUCAUUGACCAAAUCUUCACAGGUGGCCUGCAAUCUGAUGUUACCUGUCAAGCCUGCCAUGGUGUCUCCACCACGAUAGACCCAUGCUGGGACAUCAGUUUGGACUUGCCUGGCUCUUGCACCUCCUUCUGGCCUAUGAGUCCAGGGAGGGAGAGCAGUGUGAAUGGGGAAAGCCACAUACCAGGAAUCACCACCCUCACGGACUGCCUGCGAAGGUUUACGAGGCCAGAGCACUUAGGAAGCAGUGCCAAAAUCAAGUGCGGUAGUUGCCAAAGCUACCAGGAAUCUACCAAACAGCUCACAAUGAAUAAAUUACCUGUCGUUGCCUGUUUUCAUUUCAAACGGUUUGAACACUCAGCCAAACAGAGGCGCAAGAUCACGACAUACAUAUCCUUUCCUCUGGAGCUGGAUAUGACACCGUUCAUGGCCUCGAGUAAAGAGAGCAGGAUGAAUGGACAGUUGCAGCUGCCAACCAAUAGUGGAAACGACGAGAAUAAGUAUUCCUUGUUUGCUGUGGUUAAUCACCAAGGAACCUUGGAGAGUGGCCACUACACCAGCUUCAUCCGGCACCACAAGGACCAGUGGUUCAAGUGUGAUGAUGCCGUCAUCACCAAGGCCAGUAUUAAGGACGUUCUGGACAGUGAAGGGUAUUUACUGUUCUAUCACAAACAGGUCCUGGAACAUGAGUCAGAAAAAGUGAAAGAAGUGAAUACACAAGCCUACUGAAGUGACACACAGACCUACCUACCUGUAAUGGAAGAUGACAGCACCCAUACUACAACUGGCAUUGAGAUUUAAAGGACCUACUUGCAUGGCCCACGGGCCUGACAGAGAAUAGUUCUAAGAGAUAUGAAUGGCGCGAGACUGCUGAAGCUGAUCUCCCUGUCUCCACUGGUG